Messenger RNA from Peronospora matthiolae, 1596 nucleotides. The record is from the annotation of a GenBank genome assembly. Lineage: Eukaryota; Oomycota; Peronosporomycetes; Peronosporales; Peronosporaceae.
AUGGAGUCCGCCACGGGAAGAAGCCGCAAGCGAACGCGGGCAGGAGACAGCGACGGACAAGGCGCGUCACGGCCACGUGUCUCAGCCAAUAGCAAGUGCGUCCGUCCGGAUGCUCUGGAGAGCCGCCGUCUGGCGCAAGCGCAGGACGAGGCGCAAUGCCACGUCGGAAUCAAGAGGACGGUGCUGUCGUGCGCUGUCUCUCCCGUGCCAUUGCCACGGUUUGCGGAUGAUACAGAGGCGGCCUGGACGCCGUCGCAGGCGCUUGGGGCGAGCGCAGACGUGGAAAGGGGGUACAAAAGGCCCGUUCCUGCUUGUGAGCGAGAUCUAAGUGCAGACGAGACAGCGGUUGCUGCGUUGGUGCUCCCAGGAGCUCAAGUAUCGACACCGGAGGGAGACGGGACAGUGGCUGUAGGGGUGUCGCCACUGCGACAUGUAAGGCAGAAGAGGCCGGUUGUGUUAGCGGACAGAUUGGAGCCAAUGGGAAAGAAGCAGCUACUGGAGGGUGCACUGCCAAAGCUUUCGCAACUGAUGGGGCCAUUGGAGCAUGAUAGUACUAUAGGGCUUGGACGUGAAGUUCCGACGGUUCGUCUGUGUGGACUAUCAACCGUCAUGUCGGCCAAUGUCUCUUUCAUAAAGCAACCGGUCGAAGACAAGCCGUUGUCAUUACCUCAGCUAUACAGCGUCAAGUCAACAAAGGAGAUCCAAACACCAUUAAUUGAAAUGGAUUUGGUGUUACCCAGUGGUUCUAGUCCCGCACAGCAGUAUUGUCAUGCUGAUGAUGUAUCCAGCGACGAAGAACUCGUUGGAAUCCCUGACCCGGACAUUCGUGACCUCGAAGUGUCUUUUUCCCAAGAAAAGCUUGAAGAGCUUUCGGUUACGGAAAAAGAUCUGGCGGAGUCGAUUGUAUUGACUCUAUGCGAUGGACUUGCCAACAGCCUUAGCGAAGCUGAGCGUGAUCGAAUGAGUUUGCUGAAUCUGCUUACAGUAGAGCUAAUUCAGCAGUCAAGUCCUAUUGUUCUCGGCCGAAGUGAAUUUCAGCAAGUUUUCGGGGAUAGCGUUCGUGGUGGAGUGCUUUCUCGUUUGAGUCGACGGCAUUGCAUGAUUCACAUUGAUCAGGUGUCGUCACAAGAUGGUCCAGCCGAAAUGGGAGUCAAGGUGCGCAUUACAGACACGAGCACUAAUGGAAUACGGGUCAAUGGUAAACAGCUGAAAAAUGGUCAAACGCAUGAGUUAGAGCUUGGCGAUGUCGUCACAUUGUUAAGGAUUCACCGGGAUGAGGACGAUCUAUCACUCGAGUACAAGCUAGUUCGAUUACAGUUGUUGCCCAAGCAUAUGGCAAGGAUAAGCAACAAAAGCAGACAUGACGGUCGAUAUGUCAGACCGAGCGAUAGCUUUGUCAGUGAGCUAGCGGACUUGAGCAACCGGCAUGGUUUGUCACCGAUACCAGAGUCCGUCAUUGUGUCUCCUUGCUCCUCGCCAGCUCGAGGCAUCGUACCGAAAAAACGCCAUGACACAUUUACUGGCCCAUUCACUCCUGAUGGGGUCCAGUCAUUGAUGACGCAAAGGAUGGUGACAAGCGAGCCAAAACUUUUGUAA